Messenger RNA from Paramecium tetraurelia, 1434 nucleotides. RefSeq lists its product as uncharacterized. The transcript is spliced from 5 exons. Gene Ontology annotation, biological process: protein phosphorylation; mitotic DNA damage checkpoint signaling. The record is from RefSeq and is a predicted model, not a curated record. Gene Ontology annotation, cellular component: cytoplasm; nucleus. Lineage: Eukaryota; Ciliophora; Oligohymenophorea; Peniculida; Parameciidae. Gene Ontology annotation, molecular function: protein serine/threonine kinase activity; ATP binding.
AUGAAAGGUUGGAUGUGUCCCCAAAAAAUACCUUAAAUUAGAUUUCGAUACCAAAAAAGUCGGAAUGGGGAUGAGGACUGCUUGAAUUAGAUAAUAGGCAUCUCAUUUAAUUUGGAUCGUGAAAAUAGGAUAAUUAGUUAAAAAUUAGGAGGAGGGGAGAUGUAAAUCAAAGAGUUAAGAGAUUUUUUGAGAUCGAGGAUAAAUUAGUACAAAUUUCAUGAUUAGUUCAGAGUUUUGAAAAAAAUAGGAAAAGGCAAUUUUGCAUCAGUUUAUUUUAUAGAAAGAAUUGAAGAUGGGGAAUAAUUCGCAGUCAAAGUAUUUUCAAAAUAAGCUGCCUAUGGUGAAGAGAAUGGAAAGGAGUCAAUUUUAAAUGAAAUCAAAAUUAUGAGGGAGUUAAAUAAUGAGCAUUUAAUGAAAUUGAAUGAUGUCUUUGAAAGUGACAAUUUCAUUUACAUGGUGUUGGAAUUGCUAUCUGGAGGUUCAUUGCUUGAUUUGAUUGGGCAGAAAAAGUUAUUUCAAUUGUAAGAAAUCUAACAGUUACUUGGAGGCCUCUUGUUGGGAUUAAAGGAAAUGCAUCAAAAGGAGAUUAUGCACAGAGACAUCAAAUUAGAAAAUAUUCUAUUCAAAUCAUAGAAUGAAUUACCAUCAGUAGUGAUAGCAGACUUUGGGUUGGCUACUCAUGUUAAUCAAAAUAAAUAUUUAUACUAUAGAUGUGGAACUCCAGGUUACGUGGCUCCAGAAGUAAUUAAUAACAAGGAUGGAAAAUUAAAAUACUCAUCCAUUUGUGAUAUAUAUAGUCUGGGUCUAGUUUUUUACAUUUUACUAUCCGGAAGACCAGCAUUUCCAGCUAAAACAUAUAGAAGAAUGAUCAAGCUAAACCGAGAGGCUGUGAUUGAUUUUUCUAUAAAAUAAUUUGAAAACUUACCAGAUGAUGCGAUGGAUCUGUUGAAAAAAAUGUUAGAAAAGGAUCCUAAAUAAAGGAUAGAUGUUUCGACUUGUUUAAAUCAUUCUUUCAUCAGUGAUGUUGCUAAGAAGAUGGAGGAGACUGAAAUCAAUGAAGAUAGCGAUAAUGAUUUGGGUUAAACUGAUGAGAGAUCUGAUGUUGGGAGAAGGAUCAAUUAAAUUAAUCAACAAUAUUUUGUAUUUGAAGCAAGUAAACAUGUGAAUUCUCCAAAUUCAUCAUCAGAUGAUUCUAAUGAAAAUAUCUUAUAAUCCGCGACAAAAAGACAAAAGGAAAUUGAUUCAACACUAUUCCUUUCAGGUCAAUCACCUUCAUUCAAAGCCAGAAUUGAAUCAAUUGGAAGUGUUCAUUCUAUUGAUAUUUACUCACCAUAAUUAAGUCAUCAUUAAUCUCCAGUAGUUAAAUAGUCUAAAUUUGGUUUGAAUAGAGAGAAAAGUAAAUAAACUAUUCUCAAACGUAUCACAAACAAUUGA